AUGGACUCGUACUCAUCCCGCGAUGGCUCAGGCCGAUCGCCUGUUGAGCGUAGUUGGAGUGGUCGCGACGAUCGGAUGAAAGAAGAGCCCAGAGACAGCUUCUAUCGUGGACGUUCUCCUGGUUACGAUCGCAGCCGACGUAACCGGUCUCGCUCCCCUUUGCCUGUCGACAGGUACGAGCCCCGACCCCGUGCGAGGGAUGACCACGGCGGACCGCGCGACAGAGAAGACCGACGUCGCAUUGCUUCACCUCCAGCGAAUAUCGACCGGUAUGUUCCGGGUCCGAACAGCAACCUGCCACCCCCGCCGCCCGUCCAUAUGAUUACCGACCCCGUGAAGUUGCCAUACCAAGUGGGAUUCUCUUACUUUGGCGAAUGGUGGAGAGCGAAUGAGAAGGUGAAAGAGGAGAAGGAACGUGCGCGCACAGGGCGACGACGCGAACCAGAUCGCCCACGUGGUCGCGAGAGUCAGGAAGAUCGCGAUAAGGAGAAGGCCAAAAUCCAAGCAGCCUAUGAUUCGUAUAAGGAGGACCUCCAGGCGAAGAUGGCUAGAACAUUUGUCGCUGAGCACAAGAGAGAACAGUGGUUCAAGGAGCGAUAUGUACCCGAGGUACGCGAUCCUCUACGUGCACAGAUCAACGAAUUCCGUCGCACCGGAUACAACCAGUGGGAGCAGGAUCUGGAGUCGGGCACAUUCGACGACUUCUCCCUCGAAGGGCUUCCCAAGAGCGAAAGCAACGGAGCUGGAGGGAUCAUUGAGAAGGAAGAAGGCGAAGCUACGGCAGCAAACGAGGUUCUCGGUGUUGGCGACCUGGUCCCCGCCAGUGGCAAUGAUCUUCGAGACGAUAAUCUCUAUCAGCCGACUCUUCUGAUCAAGACCAUAGCCCCUCACGUCAGCCGUGUAAACUUGGAGGCGUUCUGCAAAGAGCACCUUGGAGAAGAAGAAGGUGGCUUCAAGUGGCUGUCGCUAAGCGAUCCCAACCCCAGCAAGAGAUAUCAUCGCAUGGGUUGGGUCAUGCUGCACCCUGCUUCUGAAAUUGCUGCUCCCGUCGACCGCCCCGAUCCAAAGGAUGAUGGUGCGGAUGAGGACGCUGACAUCAAGUCGCCAGCACCUGUUUCGACGGCUGAGAAGGCCCUCGAGGCUGUGAACGGGAAGACCGUCAAAGAUGAAGUCCGCGGAGACUUCGUCUGCCAUGUCGGCGUGCACAACCCCCCUAGUCAUCCUCGCAAGAAGGCCUUGUGGGAUCUCUUCUCCGCGCCCGAGAGAGUUGAGAAAGAUCUAAGCCUGGUUCAACGGCUCAUCCGCAAAUUUGAAGCUGACUUCGGUUCCGACUUCAGCGCCGCGCAGAGAAUUGAAGACAAGGUAGCGUCUUUGCGAGAUGCUGGCCAACUCCAGCCAGCCGGUUCAACUGCGCCGGCAAAGAAGGUGAAAAGGGAGCGGAACCUCGAUUUCGAUGAGACCAUGGACGAGGGAGAGGAGGGCGAGAUGGGCGAGUCGGAUGACGAAGGAGUUGUUGAUGAUGAGGUCGAUGACGAAGACCUUUUGAUGAAGAAGAAGCAACUCGAUCUCAUGAUUGAGUACCUGCGCCGGGUCUUCAACUUCUGUUUCUUCUGUGUCUUUGAGAGCGACUCCAUCCAUGAGCUCACCCGGAAGUGUCCCGGUGGUCAUCUUCGCCGGCCCAGAAGCACUCUAUCCUCGGCUGCCAAGAACGUGGCUCGGGCGAGUGCUAAUGGCGACCCUUUCCCGUCGAAGAAGCGAAACGAGGCUAAAGAGGAAGAAGAAGAAGGCGAGGCGCCGGAACCUGAACGCAAGUUUCGCACCGCCUUCUCAAAGGCUGAGCAGCAACUGGAGCGUGCGUACAAGUGGGUGAAGACGUUCGAGGACAAGAUUAUGCAGAUUCUUGAGCCCGAGUCGGUGGAUGUCCGGAAGCUGGGCGGCAAACCAACCGAGGACGUCUUGAGUGACGAGCUCUCCAAGUACGUCAAACAGGAGGACGAGCACAAGUACAGAUGCAAGGUUCCCGAGUGCGCAAAAUUGUUCAAAGAAGAACAUUUCUGGAAGAAGCACGUCGAGAAACGUCAUACCGAAUGGUUGGACACCGUCAAGCAGGAGUUUGAUCUCAUCAACGCGUAUGUUCUGGACCCUGCGCACAUUGCUCCGUCGAGGACCGACGCCAACAGCAAUGGCCACUUCCCUCCUGCCAAUGGACAAACCCAGCAAGGCACGCCCCGCGGCUUCAACCUGCAGAACUUUGCAAUGAACAACAUGCUACCAUCUUUCCCUGGCUUCCCAAACCUCCCUGGCAUGCCUCUCUUUAGCGGCAACCAGGCUAUGCAAGCUGCCGGAUGGAACGCCGGCGGCGACGAGCGCGGCGGCGGCCCUACUCGUCGUGGCGGCGCUGGUGGUGCAGGUCGGUAUCCACCCCGCGCCGGGCCUUACGAUAGGCGCCAACCGCAAGGACGUUGGGGCCAGGAUGGACAAGGUGCCGGUCGCGGUAGAGGUGGUGCCAGCCGAUGGGGAGAUGGCGCUGCUGCUGGUGGAGCAGCUGUUGGCCCUCGUGAGGCUGUUCAAGGCCGCAGCUUGAAGAGCUACGAAGACUUGGACCACGUUGCCAGUGGAGGUGGGGGCGAGCUAAACUACUAA
Messenger RNA from Anthostomella pinea, 2643 nucleotides. NCBI's taxonomy places the organism in Eukaryota, Fungi, Ascomycota, Sordariomycetes, Xylariales, Xylariaceae. The record is from the annotation of a GenBank genome assembly.